Hordeum vulgare subsp. vulgare (domesticated barley) is the source of this 935-nucleotide messenger RNA. Its product is annotated as co-chaperone protein p23-2. The coding region runs from base 115 to 564 and encodes 149 amino acids. Gene Ontology annotation, biological process: protein folding; chaperone-mediated protein complex assembly. The transcript has 6 exons. NCBI's taxonomy places the organism in Eukaryota, Viridiplantae, Streptophyta, Magnoliopsida, Poales, Poaceae. Gene Ontology annotation, cellular component: nucleus; cytosol. The record is from RefSeq and is a predicted model, not a curated record. Gene Ontology annotation, molecular function: Hsp90 protein binding; protein-folding chaperone binding.
CAGCAAACAAAUAAACUGCACAUCGUCCUCUCUUCUCCCCUGACGCCGCUGCGACCAGCUUUCCCCACCGCGCUCCACAAACCCUACCCCUCCUCCGCCCUCCGCCGCGUCGCCAUGAGUCGUCAACCUGAGGUGCUAUGGGCUCAACGCUCGGAAAAAGUUUACCUGACUAUCUCAGUCCCAGACGCAGAAGAUGUUGUGAUCAAGACUGAACCUCAGGGCAUCUUUAGUUUCUCAGCUGUUGCUCAUGGGGAAUCUUUUAGCUUCACUCUGGAGCUAUUUGAUUCCAUACUGCCUGAGGGAAGCAAAACAAAGACAAAGGUGGGUUCGCGAAACAUAAUCUGUUCGAUCCAGAAAGAUAAGAAAUGUUGGUGGAAGCGCUUGCUGAAGUCAGAGGCAAAACAUCCAUACAUCAAAGUUGACUGGAACAAAUGGUGCGAUGAGGAUGAAGAGUCUGAGAAUUCGGGUUCAGACGAUGACUUUGAUGGUGUGGAGAAUGACGAAAAUGAUGCUGAUGAUGGAAUGCUGUAUCUCCCUGACCUUGAGAAGCUGAGAGGGAAAUGAGCAGACAGGGGUUGUUGGGCUGGAUAUAUAUGAAGGAAGUAGGUUGUGCUGCUGUAGCAAGUAGGUAACCGUUAACGCUAUAUAGCAAGUAAUCUAGCAAGUUAUCGUUAACGCAAAAAACCUGGGAGGGUGGUACCAGACUUGUGACAUGGUGCCAUGUCUUCUUAACUACCAGAUUAUUACUCUUUGGUCGUCGCUGAGCUAGGGUUCUGAACGUAGUAGCUAUGAGUUUGUGGUUUGUUACCGACUUAGUUAUCGUUGUUAUGCAGCAAGAUGUCAUGUAUGCUGAGUACCCUGUGGUUUCUCUUGACAUGGUGUAUCGAUAGAGCUUCAAUAGUAUUGUUAUAUAUCGAUGAUGAUGAUGAUGAUUA